Maylandia zebra (zebra mbuna) is the source of this 1343-nucleotide messenger RNA. Lineage: Eukaryota; Metazoa; Chordata; Actinopteri; Cichliformes; Cichlidae. The record is from RefSeq and is a predicted model, not a curated record.
ACAUGCAUUACCCUGACUCUCAAGGAGAAAGAAUAAAGGAGCACGACUUUGCUGAGAUCCUGAAGAAAAGCAUCUGCCUGCAGCAGAGAUCUCACACAUGGUGUGGAAACUGUGACAAGUAUCAGCCCACAGUGCAGACACGCAACAUUCGACGUCUCCCAGAUGUUUUGGUGAUAAACUGUGAGGUGAACAGCAGCAAAGAGGCCGAAUUCUGGAAGGUUCAGGCCGAGAAGACAGAUCAGGAUCAGCGUCACGUGUGGAUCCCCGCCACUCUCAAGAUGUCCCUCAGCAAAAGUCAGAGACUGGAGAUCAGCAGCUGGCCUGAGGGCGAGGAGUUAAGUGCUGCUGAACAGGCGGAGGGAGCUUCUCUGUAUGACUUGGUGGCGACGGUGCCGCACAUCCUGGACGCUGGCGCGGGUGGUAAUAUGGUCGCACACAUCAAAGUGGGUGAGACCUACCAUCAAAGAAAAGAGGGAGUCUCUCGCCAGCAGUGGUACCUCUUCAAUGACUUCCUCAUUGAGCCGAUUGAGCAGACUGAGGCUGCACAGUUUGAUGUGAGCUGGAAAGUGCCAGCCAUCCUGUGUUACGCCAAGAGAAACUACCACACCAAAUACGACCUCCGCAGUGAGUGUCAGCACAAUCAGUCUGAAGUCAAAUCCGACUUAUAUCGGACUGAGAAGCAUAGCAAGACAGACGCCACUUUCAUCCCACUCACAGUCAGUGAGAUGCCGCAGGCUGGUGACCUGGUGGGGCUGGACGCUGAGUUUGUAAAGCUCAGUGAGGAGGAAGCAGUGCUGCAUAGCGACGGCACCAAAUCGACCAUCACGCCCAGUCAGAUGUCUGUGGCCAGGAUCACCUGUGUGAGGGGUCAGGGGCCCAACGAGGGGGUCCCCUUCAUCGAUGACUACAUCUCCACUCAGGAGCAGGUGGUCGACUAUUUGACAAAAUACUCUGGAAUUGAACCUGGAGACCUGGAUGCCACAGUAUCCUCUAAGCACGUGACCACGCUGAAGUCGACCUACCUGAAGCUACGCUUCCUCAUCAAUGCAGGAGUUCGCUUCGUCGGCCACGGCCUGCAGAAUGACUUUCGUGUCAUUAAUUUAGUGGUUCCCAAAGAUCAAGUUAUCGACACGAAAUUCCUUGCUUGGUAUUUUCUUGGCCUCAACAUCCAGGGAGAAACCCACGACAGCACGGAGGACUCAUGCACAGCCCUGAAGCUUUACAGGAAGUACCUGGAGCUGUAUCAGGAAGGAGGGAAUCAUUACGUGAUGAAGGUGCUCUACGAAGUCUACGACAAAGGCUUCCAGUUGAACUGGAAAGUCCCGGAUUCGGACAUGAGAUAG